CGGUUCACAUAAAGCGAAAGAUUUGAUUCGUUGACAACACUUGAAAAUAUAAUCAAAUUUUACCAACCCACAAUAGUAAAUCAAGUGGCAAUAUUACCUGUCAGUCAAAAAACAAAGCUAGAUCUAGCGGGAAAAAGCUAAAUUGACAACACUGGUCAAUUGUUUCUUUUGUUUACAAAUCAGAAAUUGACAAAUUAACUUCAGUGUAACGAAUAUUUUAUAAUGUAAUUGUUUGUGUAAAAGUAAAACUAGACAAUAAUUUACCAUGGACAAGUUUUUGAUAAAGAAGGCGAAGGUUGCAGAACAACGGCCUCCCACGCAGUCAGUCGAAAGCGAUGGCAGUGAAAGCGACACAGCUGGCGAAAAAAAGGAUCCAAAACGCAAAUUUCGGAAAGAAUGGCUAACCCAAUUUAAUUGGCUCAAAGAGCAAAAUGGGAGCGCAUACUGCACUGCUUGCGAAAAGUCCAUGGUGAACCACGUAGCGAAGCUAAAACGACACACAGAGCAAUCAAGCCAUGUUCAAAAUGUGAUCAAGAAAAAGGGCCAAGUGAAGUUAGAUUCUUUUCUUAAAGAACAAAAUGAUACUUUAGAAAAGCAAAUCCGAAACGCAGAAUUCAGUUUAGUGAUGUUCAUAAUAGCACAUAAUCUUCCAUUUAUCCUUAUGGAUUAUUUGCCAAAUUUGUUAGCCGUGUGUUGUCCGGACUCAAAAAUAGCGCAGUCUUUACGCUGCGGCAGAACCAAAUCGACCCAGCUGGCAGAGAUUUUAGGGAACGAAGCAAUGAAAAGAAUAGUAUCGGAUCUCAGAACGUGUAAAUUCUCUUUGAUUGUGGACGAAACCACGGACGUAUCAACAACAAAGUGUCUGGUUCUGGUGGUAAGCAACGGUUUGACUUUGGAAGAACUGAUUUAA
This is a messenger RNA of Musca domestica (house fly), 910 nucleotides long. RefSeq lists its product as uncharacterized. Bases 266 to 910 code for a protein of 214 amino acids. The transcript is spliced from 4 exons. The record is from RefSeq and is a predicted model, not a curated record. NCBI's taxonomy places the organism in Eukaryota, Metazoa, Arthropoda, Insecta, Diptera, Muscidae.